ACUAUCCCUCGUGGGGAAGCCUUCCUGCCAGCUACCUUAUCUCUCCACUUCUUCUAUAAGCGGACAUGGCGCCGGACGGUCUCAACACUGCGAAAAAUAAUUAGGUGCUCAGACUGCAAACCUACUUCCUGCCGUGGCCUGAAAGAAGCAUUGGAAAGUGGAGGAAGAGAGAAGGCUAUGGCGAUUUCCCUGGCUCCAAUUGCUUCUCUGUCACUGCUUGCAGGAAACAAGUUUAGUGUAGAUAAAAGAAGCCCACUUGCUCUCUCAAUGAUCUCCGGUCGAACAUCGUUUCUUCUCCGCACCUCUUUUCUGGGGUUUCCACCAGCUCCAUUCUCUUUUCCCUCGUCCUCCUUCUCGGGUUUGUCAUUAGGACUAAAUCUUCUUCCCAAUAGAAUUUCAAAGCAGAACAGACGUCAAGGUCUCGUCGUAAGAGCUGGGAAAGCUGCCCUCUGCAUGACAAAGAGAUCAAGAUCUCGGAAAUCGCUGGCUCGCACUCAUGGAUUCCGCAGAAGAAUGAGGACAACUGGUGGGAGAGCCGUGCUUCAGCGCCGGCGAGCCAAGGGAAGGAGAAUUCUAUGCACAAAAUCAAACCCAAAUAGUGGAAAACGAGCAUCAAGAUGAGUCGUUUUUACCUUGUUCCUGCAGUCUCUGUAGGUGGUUUUGUGCCAGUAUUUUUGGUACAAUACUUUUGUUGUUCCUGCUUUUUCUUUUAGUUAAUAUUAUUGUUGGGGAUAUUUGAGCGAAUGUAAUCGUAAAUGUCAUACAUUAAAUAUAUAAUGCAAGGCUUUAAACU
Phalaenopsis equestris is the source of this 793-nucleotide messenger RNA. RefSeq names its product 50S ribosomal protein L34, chloroplastic. Gene Ontology annotation, cellular component: ribosome; mitochondrial large ribosomal subunit. Gene Ontology annotation, biological process: translation. Bases 178 to 621 code for a protein of 147 amino acids. The record is from RefSeq and is a predicted model, not a curated record. NCBI's taxonomy places the organism in Eukaryota, Viridiplantae, Streptophyta, Magnoliopsida, Asparagales, Orchidaceae. Gene Ontology annotation, molecular function: structural constituent of ribosome. The transcript has 2 exons.